AUGUGGAUGUCCAGCGCAACCCAUCAUGACGAAAAUUCCCGUGUUUACAUGUUAAGUGGAGAAGAAAUAAAAGUACAGCGGUGCCUUAGUAUCUUCGAAGUUUUCUAUCCACCAGAACACCGCCAGUUCAUUAUGACAUCACUUGUGAAUCUAAUGAUGGACAGCCUCCAGAUUCCGAUGCUUAAAGUAGACUUGCACACUAACUCGAUUUUGUGCCAUGUUUUCAAAAAAGUAGAAAAAUAA
Messenger RNA from Caenorhabditis remanei, 243 nucleotides. RefSeq lists its product as uncharacterized. The record is from RefSeq and is a predicted model, not a curated record. Lineage: Eukaryota; Metazoa; Nematoda; Chromadorea; Rhabditida; Rhabditidae. Bases 1 to 243 code for a protein of 80 amino acids. The transcript has 2 exons.